CCUGGCUCAUUCGCUCCCCGACCGCGGUGGCGUAAACACGUCUCGACGUACGGCGUGUUUGAAUAAACACGAUCGCGAAAAAACUUUUCGGUGCGGUGACAAACUAUUGAGUUUAGACUCUCGAAAUUUGAACACGAUUUAAUUGUGUUGUGAGUUUUUCUAAGUGGUAAGAGACUGAUCAACGCAGCGGUUGCACUGAAGAGCCUAAUUACGAGCUAGGCUAAUUGGCGGGACCGGCGUUUCAUGAAGUGCGAGAGGCGGACGCCGCAGCAGGCAAGCGGCGGCAGUCCUGGGCUGGGAGCCCACAUGCUCGCCAUGGAUGUGACCAAGGAGGCGCGCGCGUCCCCCCUGCCCGCCGGCAGCCAGACCGGCGCCGCGGCCGCCGCGCAGCCUUCGCAGCCACAGAUAUGCGCUGGAUGCAGCAAGGUGAUCACGGAGCGGUAUCUGCUGAAGGCGCUGGACCAGCUGUGGCACGAGGACUGCCUGAAAUGCGGCUGUUGCGACUGCCGGCUCGGGGAGGUGGGGCACACCCUGUACACGCGAGCGAACCUUAUACUGUGCAAAAGGGAUUAUUUGAGGCUAUUCGGCAACACGGGCUACUGCGCGGCGUGCAACAAAGUGAUCCCGGCCUUCGAGAUGGUGAUGCGCGCGCGCACCAACGUCUACCACCUCGAGUGCUUCGCGUGCCAGCAAUGUAACCAUAGAUUCUGCGUCGGCGAUCGGUUCUACCUGUGCGAAAACAAGAUCCUUUGCGAGUAUGACUAUGAAGAGAGGUUGGUGUUUGCCAACAUGGCGUACAACCCUCCGCCUCUUGCGCAUCUGAAGAGGCAGACUACCCACCUGCCACCUCCACCGACAAGCAACGCGAUGAGUCUCAUGAACGGCUCCAGCCGCUCCGGGGAUCUGAACAACAACAUGUCCGGGUCUUCCCCGGCGCCCUUCGCGCCCCCCUCGCACCUCAAGCCCCUCGGCCUGUCCGCGUCCAGCUGAGACUACCGCGUCUGAGACGUCCAUCCCUACGUCAAGUACCAAAACUGAGUGAACUUUACUACAAUUCAGUGAAGCGUGAAUUAUUCACCAAGUGUGAAUUAUUCGUGUCCUGAACAAUGAAUAUGAAUAUGUGAACUGUUUCAAAUUUCAAUAUUCCGUGUAUUUCGGUAAGUGUAAACAAAAAUGUUUAGAAGUUUGUAAGUCAGUAGUUGUUAUAAAGCUAAUGCCAAAACUCACUUGGGAGCACAAUUCUCCCGUGACUUCGAUAGACAAUUUAUUUCUCCUUACGCGAAAGAUUUAGAUAGAUUUAUAUUAAAAUGUAAUGAAUAUUAAUGUUUUAUUAAUCUCAUAAGAUGAUCUCAUAAGGGCAAUCUCGAAUUAGAAUAAUGUUUCAAAUAUUGUGUAAACUGAUUUAAAAGUAAAUAAUGCGCGGGAAAAACUGCAUUGUUUAAAAAGGGGUUUAAUUUCGAGAUAUAACUAUAAAAUACUUUUACGUGAAUUAUAUGACUAACAGUAUACAUAAAUACGUUUAUAUACCACGAUAACAAAUCUAGUGUAGUGUCAGUCAAUCUCUAAAGUUCCAUAAAAAUCGGCAUGUGCCUGCUUGCCUAUGUGUGUGUAUUCACGCAAAACAAAUGUGUGGUCAUGUGUUAUACGUGAAUACACACACAUCUCAAGAUGACUCAACAAUUUAAUAAUUGUUUAAAUAAAUGUUGGAUAAAUGUGUAAAAAGAACGAGAAUGUGGGUAGUUAGAUAUUGUCUGUGAACUUUCAACACUGCAGUCUCGUCUCAACCACGAUCCGCGCAACAACUCUUAGUUGAAAUAUCAACAUGUCGUGGUAUGUAAAACCUGUGUCUAUCAAGUAUCUGUUAAGUUUAAAAUCUUAACUGAAUGAAAGAGAAUGAAAAAAAAUAUGAAUGAUGAAUUUUAGAUACCUAAUUCUUAUCAUGUUCUGAUGUAAAUAUUUAAAAUGUUUUUAAAUAUAUUUUGUUAAGUAUCAAUAUGUAGCGAGCUGUUUCAAAGAUCAAAUUUAAUUUUGACUUUUUUUUUUAAUUUUUAUUGUAAUAAUUUUGGCUUGGCCAAAUAGGUACGUAUAACAUUUAUAUUUUCAAAAGCUCGCCAUCUUGUUAUUUCGUUUUGUACCUAUGAUGUAUAUUAACUGUUAAGUUUACUAUAAACAUUGUUGUAAUGUUUGUAUUAUUUAUGUAAAUAAAAGUAUUCGUAAGUAGACUAUUUGUAUCUUACAUUAAAUUACUUUACAUUGGUGUAUAUGAAAUAUUUAAAUUAAAUAUAGUAAAUUAAUGUGGAAAAAACCUUGUUAUAUAAAAAUUUUAAAUUUCAUCAUUAUUCAUAAAACAGUUCAAAUUAGUUUGUUUAGUGUUUCUUUUUAUUCUCGUAUAAUAAUUACGAGUAUUAAUAUUAAUUAUUUAGAUUUCUGCAUUUAUGUAGGUAAAAUCUCAUGCAUUCCUAAUUGUAUAAAAUGUUGCUAUCAUGUGAACCUUCUGUGAACAAUUUACAUUAAAUGUGUCAGAUUCUUUCCAAACCAAUGAUAUGACCAAAGAAGUAGCCGAAUAAAUUCUUGUUCAAAAUCAAA
This is a messenger RNA of Bicyclus anynana (squinting bush brown), 2586 nucleotides long. It is a transcript of the gene Bx, whose product is annotated as LIM domain only protein 3. The record is from RefSeq and is a predicted model, not a curated record. Gene Ontology annotation, biological process: positive regulation of transcription by RNA polymerase II. The transcript is spliced from 6 exons. The coding region runs from base 244 to 990 and encodes 248 amino acids. Lineage: Eukaryota; Metazoa; Arthropoda; Insecta; Lepidoptera; Nymphalidae. Gene Ontology annotation, molecular function: DNA-binding transcription factor binding; transcription coactivator activity. Gene Ontology annotation, cellular component: nucleus.